Messenger RNA from Nannospalax galili (Upper Galilee mountains blind mole rat), 2685 nucleotides. It is a transcript of the gene Gper1, whose product is annotated as G protein-coupled estrogen receptor 1. Gene Ontology annotation, biological process: G protein-coupled receptor signaling pathway. Gene Ontology annotation, molecular function: G protein-coupled receptor activity. Gene Ontology annotation, cellular component: membrane. Lineage: Eukaryota; Metazoa; Chordata; Mammalia; Rodentia; Spalacidae. The coding region runs from base 480 to 1685 and encodes 401 amino acids. The transcript has 2 exons. The record is from RefSeq and is a predicted model, not a curated record.
CACAGGCAGAGUCUGCUCCUUCCCUGGCAGGUCUUUCUCCUUUUUUCCUGCUGCUUCCCUGCUAGGCGUCAUGCCCAAAGUGCUGCAAAGUCCAGGGUCACUCCCCUGAGGCAAGCUCAUGGUGAACCUCCAUCAGUCUCCCAAGGUGGGAUAAGAGACGGCUCUGCUCAGAACAUAGGUAGCCCGGGGAGACUGUGACACAGGUACCCAGAGAGUAAGCAGGCAGCAAGUGCAGUUGCCCACCAGCAGCCCCAAGCCAGCUCCAGCCCAGACACUGGACACUAUGCCUGCCAAACUUUUGGUUUCCCAAGGCUGACAAGACUCCAUCUCUCCUGCGCCCAAACACACACAUGGUUUUCCCUGCUUUACUAAUGCCUGGCUCGAGGCCAAGAGAAUCACCUUGCUUUGUAAAGAUGGAGUCCUUGCUUAAAACAGACUUCUGUCCCACCUUUGGCAAGUCCUGAAGGUGGGGGGAAGCCAUGGAUGAAACUGUUCCAGCCCAUGCCUCUGGCAUGGAUGUCUACUCAGGUCCUGUGUGGCUGGCCGCUCCCAACUGCACCCCCAGGGCCCUCAACCUGUCCCUCCCCGAUGGGGCCCUCAACUGGUCCCUCCUGAAGCAGGGCACUGCCCUAGGGAACCUCACGGGAGACCUCUCGGAGCACCAGCAGUAUGUGAUCGCACUCUUCCUCUCAUGCCUCUACACCAUCUUCCUCUUCCCCAUCGGCUUUGUGGGCAACAUCCUCAUCCUGGUGGUGAACAUCAGUUUCCGGGAGAAGAUGACAAUCCCCGACCUGUACUUCAUCAACCUGGCAGCUGCUGACCUCAUCCUAGUGGCUGACUCGCUGAUUGAGGUGUUCAACCUGCACGAGCAGUACUAUGACAUUGCAGUGCUAUGUACCUUCAUGUCCCUGUUCCUACAAAUCAACAUGUACAGCAGUGUCUUCUUCCUCACCUGGAUGAGCUUUGACAGGUACCUGGCACUGGCCAAGGCCAUGCGCUGUGGCCUCUUCCGUACCAAGCACCAUGCCAGGCUCAGCUGUGGCCUCAUCUGGAUGGCCUCCGUGUCCGCCACACUGGUGCCCUUCACAGCCGUGCACCUGCGGCACACCGAGGAGGCCUGUUUCUGUUUCGCUGAUGUCAGGGAGGUUCAGUGGCUGGAAGUCACGCUGGGCUUCAUCGUGCCCUUUGCCAUCAUUGGCCUCUGCUACUCCCUCAUCGUGCGGGCCCUCAUCCGUGCCCAUAGGCACCGUGGCCUGCGCCCACGCAGGCAGAAGGCCUUGCGCAUGAUCUUUGCUGUUGUCCUGGUCUUCUUUAUCUGCUGGCUGCCAGAGAAUGUCUUCAUCAGUGUGCACCUCCUGCAGUGGAAGCAGCCGGGGGACAUGCCCUGCAAGCAGUCCUUCCGCCACGCCUACCCCUUGACCGGCCACAUCGUCAACCUGGCAGCCUUCUCCAACAGCUGCCUGAAUCCCCUCAUCUACAGCUUCCUCGGGGAGACCUUCAGGGACAAGCUGAGGCUGUAUGUAGAGCAGAAGACCAGCCUGCCAGCUCUGAACCGCCUCUGCCACGCCACGCUCAAGGCUGUCAUUCCUGACAGUGUUGAGCAGUCAGAUGUCAGGUUUAGCAGUGCUGGGAAGGAUGGGGGACAGGCUGGUGCUGUCACAGGAUGUCAAGGCAGUCUUCCCUGAAAGCACCCACCGAGCAGUCAGAUGUCAGAUUCAGCAGUGCUGUGUGAGGGAUUUCCUGCUAGGAGGAGGAUGGGGACGAGCUGGUGCUGCUCAUUGGAGCUGCACACACUGACACAGGUGCCCGGCUCUUAAACCCCAGUGCCUCGGAGAGGGUCCCGCUGCCAAUCAUCUUUGGGGCUGCCAGGAGGCCUCGCUCCAGACCCUUGCUUACUGCACAACUUGCAGAUGCUGCCAUCCAGAUUCAGAAGCUCAGGGCAGCUGGUCAAGUGACUUUAACCUCUGACCUCAGAGGGUACCAUGCAGGCUUGCUUCUCUAUGUCCUGUGUCCCCAGAAGACAACCCUGCUGUUGACCAGUGACAGUCAGAAGGAUGGGGGCACUCCAGGGGAGCAUCUUAGUUACAUGUCUGCUAUAUGCCUGUGACCUGGGGGGAUGGAGUCCAGAGACAGAACACAUGGACCCAACUGAAACUGGCUACAUUUCCCUUGCCUGCAAUGAAUGUAUAAUUGACAUGUACAUACUACCCAGUGCCCCCAAAUCCCUGAGUCUUCUUCCUGUUUCCCAGAAGGCAAGUGGGGCCACCCCAGCUGUCACUUAUAACACUUGAGUAAGCAGUGGUGUCUGAGUUGGGAAAGCCCAAACAGCUUUUUAACAAACAGCUACCUGCAUUGGGUGCCCACCUGCUCUAGGAUACCCUUCUGUUCUGGGAGCUCACCUGCUGUGGGUGCCCCUGUUCCAGGGUGCUUGACUGCUCUGGAAUGCACACCUGGACUAAGUUUCUACUUGCUCUCAGACCCCACCAGGUCUGGGUGCCCACCAGGCUAGGAGCCCACCUGUUCUGGGAUGCCCACUUGGUCUGGGUGCCUACCUGCUCUGGGAUGCCCAUCUUGACACUGGGUUUAUUUAAGAGGGUCUUCGCCAUUACAUUAAGGAAGCUACAGGUGCUGCUGUGCAGGGCAAUGGGAGCCGCCAAAAGAUGUUAUAACAUGGUUGAAGGACUU